AAUUUAUAUCCAGAUUUUGUAGUCAACAUACUAGUGUAAACUCAAGAAACUUUUCAUAGUCAAAUUUUCAGCUUUUAUUUUGUGCCCUUAAUUUCUUUUUAGUUUUUGUACUUUUAAACCAGUGCCAUAUAGAGAGAGAAAGUGUUAGAGAGAGUUCAAUAUUUUCAAUUAAAUAAAUUCUCACACUUUCUUUCUUUCUCUGUCACUCUUCUCUUUACUUCUACACACAAGGUGACACACUCCUGUGACCUCUGUUUCCAAAGGAAACCCUUGUUUCCCCUUUUCUUAAACCCUCUCUUCAAACUUCCUCAUAAUUCAUUUUCCUUCCAUUUUUUUAUCUCUAUUUCAAUCUUUAAGUUUAGUUUGAUUUACUAAACUCACAAAUUUAUUCAUAAAUAGCCACCAAAUACUCAUUUAUGAUACACCAAAAUUCAAUCUCAUCCACACAAGACAAGAUUACCAAGUAACCCUUUUUCAAACACAAACCUAAGACUAAGAAUCUCUUGUCAGUGACAAAACCAACCAUGAUGAUUCCUUCUCAUUGUCUCAUCUUCUCUCUCAUUUUUGUUUCUAUUUUAGGCAAUGAAGCAACCUUGCUCCAUGAAGCAAAUGGGUCAUUUCCAAUGGUACCUGUGAUGGAAGAUGGGAAGAUGGAAAAGAUGAUGAUGAUGAUGAAUGAUAGCAGAAGGAAACUUGGAAGUUUCAGGAUAUGUGCUCUUUGUACAUGCUGUGGUGGAGCAAAAGGUGUUUGCAUACCUUCUCCUUGUUGCUAUGCCAUCAAUUGCAACAUUCCCAAUAAGCCUUUUGGUUUCUGUUCAUUUGCACCUAAGUACUGUAAUUGCUUUGGAUGCCAUCUUUAAUUCCCUUCUUAGCUUGUUUGAUUCUCUUAUUAUAUUGUUAUAAUAACAGUAAUUGAAAUUGAGGAUUCAUUAUUAUUAUUAUUAUCUUUAAUUAAUCAUGUUGCAAGUGUGAAUGAGAAGUUAAGAAGUUAAGAUUAAGAA
This is a messenger RNA of Lathyrus oleraceus (garden pea), 1001 nucleotides long. RefSeq lists its product as uncharacterized. The record is from RefSeq and is a predicted model, not a curated record. Bases 525 to 860 code for a protein of 111 amino acids. The transcript is spliced from 2 exons. Lineage: Eukaryota; Viridiplantae; Streptophyta; Magnoliopsida; Fabales; Fabaceae.